This is a messenger RNA of Jaminaea rosea, 650 nucleotides long. Its product is annotated as thioredoxin-like protein. The transcript is spliced from 5 exons. Gene Ontology annotation, cellular component: cytoplasm. The coding region runs from base 58 to 618 and encodes 186 amino acids. NCBI's taxonomy places the organism in Eukaryota, Fungi, Basidiomycota, Exobasidiomycetes, Microstromatales. The record is from RefSeq and is a predicted model, not a curated record.
GCGUCGUCGUCCAAAUUAUCCGACGAUGGUGAGCUCUCUGACUCGGAACUCUUCGACAUGGGCGAAUAUAGGGAGAGGAGGAUGCAGCAGUUGAAGGAGGAGUUGGCCUCAAGGCCCGCUCCCACUAGUGGUUCAGAUGGGCAACCCCGCCUCCCAGACCUAGGCGUCGACUCCUCUCAAGUAGGCAAGUACAUCUUCCUCGACUCGGAGAAGGAGGCCAUCAAGCUGCUAGAGAAAUCGGGAAGGAAGGUUGUCUUGCACUUUAGCCAUAAAGAGUUCCAGAGAUGCAAGAUCAUGGAUCAGCAUCUUGAGACAUUGGCCGCCCUCCACCCUUCCACCCUCUUCCUCGCCGUAUCCCCGACAAAGGCUCCUUUUCUUGUGCACAAGAUGCAGGUCAAGGUACUCCCCUACGUCGUGUGCUUCGUGGACGGGCAGGUGAAGGAUCGAAUUGUUGGGUUUGAGGAGCUGGGCAAUACGGAUAGUUUCAAGUUGCACGAAUUGGAGGAGAGGUUAGGUACCGCUGGCGUCAUUAUUCCUCGCUCGAAGCAGAACGCCAACAAACCGGUCUACGGGUUCGCGCCCCAGGGUACGACUGGGGAUGGAGACGAUUGGGACUAGCACUGACAGCAAUGGCAUCUCAAAUGUACAAC